AAGAACACAUGUUUGUUAAUGCAUUGUUGAUAUCCGCUUGCGGUGAAAGGUUAUAAUUUGAAUUUUGCAAUAAUAAGUGUUUUGCAAUAUAAAUUUGUGAAUCCCCAUUCGAUUUAGUUUGGUGAAUAGUGUCGUAUAAAGAUGCAGAACAAUACAAUUCCUAGUGAGUCUUCAAUUGCUGAAAAAUUGAUGAAUUUUCGUUCGCCAUUGAACGAGGGAUUCAAAACUCCUGACAAGGCCUCGGCCUGCACUUGGCAUAGGAAUGGGGGCGGGCAGAACCCUCACAGAAAAUCAGAAUGGAAACAACGGGAAAAAAUCCUACCCAACAUUUUACACGCAAUAGGGAACACACCAAUGGUGAGAUUGAGCAAUAUAAUGAAAAAUUCCAACCUUGAAUUCGAAUUACUGGCGAAAUGCGAAUUUUUCAACCCUGGAGGUUCCGUCAAGGAUCGAAUAGCCUAUCGUAUCGUGGAGGAUGCUGAGAAAGCUGGCAUUUUGAAACCAGGUGCCACGAUAAUUGAGCCUACAUCUGGAAACACUGGUAUUGGUCUUGCACUAGCUGCUGCAGUUAAGGGAUACCGUUGUGUUAUUGUUAUUUCUGAAAAAAUGUCCAAUGAAAAAGUGGAUGUCCUUAAAGCCCUUGGUGCUGAGGUAGUAAGAACCCCCAUAUCAGCAAGCUCUGAUUCAGCUGAAGGACUUUUUGGUGUAACCAACAGACUUAAGAAUGAAAUUCCAAAUUCUAUUAUACUUGAUCAGUACAGCAACCCUGGAAAUCCCCUGGCACAUUACGAUACAACUGCUGAAGAAAUAUUGCAUCAAUGCGAUGGUAAAAUUGAUAUGAUAGUGCUGGGAACUGGGACUGGAGGAACGAUGACAGGCAUUGGAAGGAAGAUAAAAGAAAAAUCGCCUAAUACCAUAGUUGUUGGCGUUGAUCCAGAAGGUUCUAUUUUAGCCCAACCAGAAGACCUCAACAAAACUGACACAGACUUUUAUGAAGUGGAAGGAAUAGGUUAUGAUUUCCUUCCCACAGUUUUAGAUCGUAAUGUGGUUGAUAGGUGGGUCAAAAUCAACGAUAAAGAAUCUCUGCCAAUGGCUCGUAGACUCAUAAAGGAAGAAGGAAUUUUGUCUGGAGGUAGUAGUGGAGCAGUUGUUGCAGGAGCUCUCAAAGCAGCUGGGGAUAUGAAAAAGGGGCAACGUGUGGUAGUACUCCUACCUGAUAGUAUAAGGAAUUACAUUACAAAAUUCGUCUCUGACCAUUGGAUGGAAUCUAAAAACUUGCAAGAAACCGUGAAUACCCAGAACCAUUGGUGGUGGGAUACCAGCGUAACUGCAAUCACAAUGCAACCCUUGACCACUGCCAAACAGAGUAUUCAGUGUUUUAAAGUUUUGAAGAUAAUGAAAAUGAGUGGAAUCGACCAAAUCCCCAUAGUUGACAAUGACGAUUCACUAAUAGGUGUAGUCACCAUGCAAAACUUGCUGAACAAACUUAUCGCCAAAAAAAUAACAGCUACAGAUGAAAUAGCAAGUGUGGUAGAGAGAAUUUUCCCCAAAAUACCUCACACUGGCUCUCUUGGGGUUGUAUCAAGAACGUUGGAGAGGGAGUCGUUUGUAGUUGUAGUGGAUAAAAAUAAGGCACUUGGCAUAAUCACAGCCAUUGAUCUGUUGCAAUUCAUCGCCACAGAAGAAGACAGUCGAAGAAAAACAGAAGAGAAUAACCAGAGGAAUAAAUAAAUGUAUUGACAAAGUUGAUGAUUCUCAGUUACAUUUUAAAUGUAUGGAAUUUUGUAUAUGAAGUUUAUGAGGAUUGUAUGGCAUUUUAUUAGUUAAUUACAGAAAUCCAAAAUUUUA
Messenger RNA from Coccinella septempunctata (seven-spotted ladybird), 1848 nucleotides. RefSeq names its product cystathionine beta-synthase. The transcript has a single exon. The coding region runs from base 142 to 1731 and encodes 529 amino acids. Gene Ontology annotation, molecular function: cystathionine beta-synthase activity; cysteine synthase activity. NCBI's taxonomy places the organism in Eukaryota, Metazoa, Arthropoda, Insecta, Coleoptera, Coccinellidae. Gene Ontology annotation, cellular component: cytoplasm. The record is from RefSeq and is a predicted model, not a curated record.